Messenger RNA from Trichoderma virens Gv29-8, 1101 nucleotides. RefSeq lists its product as uncharacterized. The transcript has 5 exons. The record is from RefSeq and is a predicted model, not a curated record. Gene Ontology annotation, cellular component: cytosol; ribosome. Gene Ontology annotation, biological process: translation. The coding region runs from base 50 to 820 and encodes 256 amino acids. Gene Ontology annotation, molecular function: structural constituent of ribosome. NCBI's taxonomy places the organism in Eukaryota, Fungi, Ascomycota, Sordariomycetes, Hypocreales, Hypocreaceae.
CUUUUUAGUACCUUUGGAUUCCCAACUGCUCGUACGCUGGUAAGGAAUCAUGGCUGUUGGAAAGAACAAGAGACUCUCCAAGGGCAAGAAGGGCCUUAAGAAGAAGACCGUGGACCCUUUCACCCGAAAGGACUGGUACUCUAUCAAGGCUCCUAACCCCUUCAACAUCCGAGAUGUUGGCAAGACUCUUGUGAACCGAACAACCGGUCUCAAGAACGCGAACGAUGCUCUGAAGGGCCGCAUCGUUGAGGUCUCGCUCGCCGACCUCCAGAAGGAUGAGGACCACUCAUUCCGCAAAGUUCGCCUCCGUGUCGAUGAGGUCCAGGGCAAGAGCUGCCUGACCAACUUCCACGGACUGGACUUCACAUCCGACAAGCUCCGAUCCCUUGUCCGCAAGUGGCAGACUCUCAUUGAGGCCAACAUCACCGUCAAGACCACCGAUGACUACCUCAUCCGCCUCUUCGCCAUUGCCUUCACCAAGCGACGCCCCAACCAGAUCAAGAAGACCACCUACGCUGCUUCUUCCCAGAUCCGCGCCAUUCGACGCAAGAUGACCGACAUCAUCCAGCGCGAGGCUUCCAGCUGCACCCUCACCCAGCUGGUUUCCAAGCUGAUCCCCGAAGUUAUCGGCCGUGAGAUCGAGAAGUCCACCCAGGGCAUCUACCCCCUGCAGAACGUCCACAUCCGCAAGGUUAAGCUGCUGAAGUCGCCCAAGUUCGACCUGGGUGCCCUGAUGGCUCUCCACGGUGAAUCCGGCACUGAUGACCAGGGCCAGAAGGUCGAGCGGGAGUUCAAGGAGCGUGUUUUGGAGGAGGUCUGAAAAGGGUUAUUUGUAGAGAGAUGAAGGCGCAGGGAGCCCUGCGAGUGCUAGAUUCGCGCCUGGCCGUUUUCCCAGUCAUUUUACAUGGAGUAACAACCCAUAGGCGGGUAGGGAGGUUAGGUAAUGUCCCUAUGAUAUAUUAAAAGACACUCGGAUUGCUUCUACCCCCUAUGUGUGCUUGAAUGGACCUUUGGCAAAAAGCAAGUUUUUUUGGAUGAGGAACUGUCCUGUAAAUAUGUGGCAAAAUACUAGCUGUUCGAAUACUGGAUGGAAUAGACUGU